UAUUUUCUAAAGGAGAAUUUCUAGACUUUUUAUGUAGAUUUCUAAACGGAAAUCUUCCACAUUCGGUUGUUUAUAAGCUUUUAAGUUUUUAGUAUAUUAUUAAAAAAAAGAAAAUGAUGUAGAGGAUAUUAGGAAGCUUUCUGAAGAAAGGAAAAAAAAGAAAAUUUAUGUUAGUUUUUUAUGAAUUUCCUCAUUACUAUCAAUUAAUAAAAUCGGGAAAACCUCAAAAAUUUAAAGAAGGACUUCACAUGAAAAAGCACUUUAGUAAUUACAAAAAAUAAGAAUUUUUCUAUUGAAAGAACUUCGUUUUCUGGAAGAUGCUUUUUUGUUUCAUGGAGAGUAUUUUCUUCUAAUAUGUGGAUAUUAGGAGAGUUUUUUAAAGUUUUUUAAAGAAUUUCACAAACAAUUUCUUUAUAAUUUUAUUAAUUUAGAAUCUUUUCUAAUAUAGAAAGUUAAUCUAAUAUGUAAAAAUUAACAAAAUUCCAUGAAUUUAUACACUAAAGAGUUUUUUCGAUAAUAUUAGAAUUAUUUAGAAUUAAUAAAGAAUCCCAUAUUUAAAAUAUAUAAGUCUUUUUUGAUAAGAGAAAUUCUUUAAUUUAAUUAACUUGAGAUUAUCCUAAUAUCAUAUCUUAAAGAUUUUCUGGUAAACUUUUUAUUAUUUCUAAUCCUAAAAUUAAUUCUUUUUCACCUUUUUGCAUAUAGAAUAUUAAAUUUUCAAUAAAAUCAUGCCAUGUACUAAAAUAUAUUCCUAUAAUACCUAAUAUAGAUAUUGCAGAGCAUAAUUAUCUUAAAGUCGGAGUUUGUAAGUUUUUUUCUAAGCAUUAGAAUAAAAAUAAUUUAAGUUCAUUUUAGUUUUCUGGUGUUAAUUGAUCCUCUGUGAUUAAUAGUUCACGUGAUAUUUACCAGGAUUAUUGUGAUUUUUAAAAAUUUAUUAUAUAUUAGUUUGCUUGUUCUCUAUUGUACUUAUUUUGUGAAUUCUGUAAUAUUAAAUAUUUUUCUAUAAAUAUUUCUUUUGUUAUAGAUUCUUACAUAAUUAAUUUUUUUAGCUUUUAUUUUAUUUUAUUUUAUUUUGUAAAAAAAGAUAAUAAUAAUAUAUUUUUUAUUUUCUAUUUAAAAUAAAUCUAAAUUUAUUAAAUAU
This is a messenger RNA of Ichthyophthirius multifiliis, 1138 nucleotides long. RefSeq lists its product as hypothetical. The record is from RefSeq and is a predicted model, not a curated record. The transcript has 3 exons. NCBI's taxonomy places the organism in Eukaryota, Ciliophora, Oligohymenophorea, Hymenostomatida.